Messenger RNA from Talaromyces marneffei, 774 nucleotides. RefSeq lists its product as uncharacterized. The coding region runs from base 1 to 774 and encodes 257 amino acids. Lineage: Eukaryota; Fungi; Ascomycota; Eurotiomycetes; Eurotiales; Trichocomaceae. The record is from RefSeq and is a predicted model, not a curated record. The transcript has a single exon.
AUGGCAGCCACUAUCACCCGCGCUUUCACCAAACGCACCAAGAGACCGGAAAUCUCAACUCCCAUGCCAUACCGCGAUGGCCAGGUAAAGUAUGCGCCCGGCACCAUCCGUCGUGGCAAGAUUUCCGGGCCUGUGGAACUCCUAUCGGCUACCAACCCGCUGGUGUACAACGCCCCUGAUCUUGCCCUCGCCUCUGCAGUGUCAUCAUCUUCGUCCUCCUCAUCGCUUCGGUCUUCUGAUGACAGCGAUGCCACACCUUUCUCCCCCAUAACGCCAGUAUCGGCUGAGCCGGAGGUCCCCAUGGAGCCAAACCAUUUGUCUGGAUACUUUCCCAAGCGAUCGGCGACUAUCGCCAGCACGCCUCGCUCUUCGACAUCUUCGACGGGCGUAGAUGCGCCUAGCGUGCCAAAACGUGCGCUGUCGCAUACGAAGAAAUCGCAUCAGGACCUUGCGCGAAAGCGUUCUGUGUCGAGAAUGUCUCCGCCACCAUCUUCUCUGGCCACAGCUACGACUACGACCCGUCGCAGCCAAGACCGGUCUUUUGCACCGGUGCCUGAAUAUGCAGAGCACCCAUUCAGCCGCGAACUCGAUAAGGUGAAUGAAGUGGCGGAGGACUUUGGUGCGUUGAAACUUUUGGAAGAGGAGGAACAGAUUCUUAUCAACAAAGGCUUGAAAAAGUUUUCGCUCGACGACUAUCUUUGCGAAAUUGAAGAGCUCUACGGCGGUGUGUUUGACGAUAAUAUCGGUUCUAUGGCAAGUCAUACGUGGUUCUGA